AUGUCACGCCUGCCUCUCUACCUGCACGCUUGCUCUCUACCUGCGCGCUUGCUCUCUACCUGCACGCUUGCUCUCUGCCUGCACGCUUGCUCUCUACCUGCACGCUUGCUCUCUACCGGCACGCUUGCUCUCUACCUGCACGCUUGCUCUUUGCCUGCACGCUUACUCUCUGCCUGCACGCUUGCUCUCUACCUGCACGCUUGCUCUCUGCCUGCACGCUUGCUCUCUGCCUGCACGCUUGCCUCUCUACCUGCAUGCUUGCUCUCUACCUGCACGCUUGCUCUCUACCUACACGCUUGCUCUCUACCUUCCCGCUUGCUCUCUGCCUGCACGCUUGCCUCUCUACCUGCACGCUUGCUCUCUACCUGCACGCCUGCCUCUCUACCUGCACGCUUGCUCUCUACCUGCGCGCUUGCUCUCUACGUGCACGCUUGCUCUCUACCUGCACGCUUGCUCUCUACCUGCACGCUUGCUCUCUACCUGCAUGCUUGCUCUCUGCCUGCACGCGUGCUCUCUGCCUGCACGCUUGCUCUCUGCCUGCACGCUUGCUCUCUACCUGGACGCUUGCUCUCUACCUGCACGCUUGCCUCUCUACCUGCACGCUUGCCUCUCUACCUGCACGCUUGCCUCUCUACCUGCACGCUUGCUCUCUACCUGCACGCUUGCUCUCUGCCUGCACGCUUGCUCUCUGCCUGCACGCUUGCUCUCUGCCUGCACGCUUGCUCUCUACCUGCACGCUUGCUCUCUACCUGCACGCUUCCUCUCUGCCUGCACGCUUGCUCUCUGCCUGCACGCUUGCUCUCUGCCCGCACGCUUGCUCUCUGCCUGCACACUUGCUCUCUGCCUGCACGCUUGCUCUCUACCUGCACGCUUGCUCUCUACCUGCACGCUUCCUGUCUGCCUGCACGCUUCCUCUCUACCUGCACGCUUCCUCUCUACCUGCACGCUUCCUCUCUACCUGCACACUUGCUCUCUACCUGCACGCUUCCUCUCUACCUGCACGCUUGCUCUCUACCUGCACGCUUGCCUCUCUACCUGCACGCUCGCCUCUCUACCUGCACGCUUGCUCUCUGCCUGCACGCUUGCUCUCUACCUGCACGCUUCCUCUCUACCUGCACGCUUCCUCUCUACCUGCACGCUUGCCUCUCUACCUGCACGCUUGCCUCUCUACCUGCACGCUUGCCUCUCUACCUGCAUGCUUGCCUCUCUACCUGCACGCUUGCCUCUCUACCUGCACGCUUGCUCUCUACCUGCACGCUUCCUCUCUGCCUGCACGCUUGCUCUCUGCCUGCACGCUUGCUCUCUACCUGCACGCUUGCUCUCUACCUGCACGCUUGCUCUCUACCUGCACGCUUGCUCUCUACCUGCACGCUUGAUCUCUGCCUGCACGCUGGCUCUCUACCUGCGCGCUUGCCUCUCUACCUGCACGCUUCCUCUCUACCUGCACGCUUGCCUCUCUACCUGCACGCUUGCUCUCUACCUGCACGCUUGCUCUCUACCAGCACGCUUGCUCUCUACCUGCACGCUUCCUCUCUGCCUGCCCGCUUGCUCUCUGCCUGCAUGCUUGCUCUCUGCCUGCACGCUUGCUCUCUGCCUGCACGCUUGCUCUCUACCUGCACGCUUGCUCUCUGCCUGCACGCUUGCUCUCUGCCUGCACGCUUCCUCUCUACCUGCACACUUCCUCUCUACCUGCACGCUUGCUCUCUACCUGCACGCUUGCUCUCUACCUGCACGCUUGCUCUCUGCCUGCACGCUUGCUCUCUACCUGCACGCUUCCUCUCUACCUGCACGCUUCCUCUCUACCUGCACGCUUGCCUCUCUACCUGCACGCUUGCCUCUCUACCUGCACGCUUGCCUCUCUACCUGCACGCUUGCCUCUCUACCUGCACGCUUGCUCUCUACCUGCACGCUUGCUCUCUGCCUGCACGCUUGCUCUCUACCUGCACGCUUGCUCUCUACCUGCACGCUUGCUCUCUACCUGCACACUUGCUCUCUACCUGCACGCUUGCUCUCUGCCUGCACGCUUGCUCUCUGCCUGCACGCUUGAUCUCUGCCUGCACGCUUGCUCUCUGCCUGCACGCUUGCUCUCUACCUGCAUGCUUCCUCUCUGCCUGCACGCUUCCUCUCUACCUGCACGCUUCCUCUCAACCUGCACGCUUGCUCUCUACCUGCACGCUUGCUCUCUACCUGCACGCUUCCUCUCUGCCUGCACGCUUGCUGUCUACCUGCACGCUUCCUCUCUACCUGCACGCUUCCUAUCUACCUGCACGCUUGCCUCUCUACCUGCACGCUUCCUCUCUACCUGCACGCCUGCCUCUCUACCUGCACGCUUGCUCUCUACCUGCAUGCUUGCUCUCUACGUGCACGCUUGCUCUCUACCUGCACGCUUGCUCUCUACCUGCACGCUUGCUCUCUACCUGCACGCUUGCUCUCUACCUGCACGCUUGCUCUUUGCCUGCACGCUUGCUCUCUGCCUGCACGCUUGCUCUCUACCUGCACGCUUGCUCUCUGCCUGCACGCUUGCUCUCUGCCUGCACGCUUGCUCUCUACCUGCACGCUUGCUCUCUACCUGCACGCUUGCUCUCUACCUGCACGCUUGCUCUCUACCUGCACGCUUGCUCUUUGCCUGCACGCUUGCUCUCUGCCUGCACGCUUGCUCUCUACCUGCACGCUUGCUCUCUGCCUGCACGCUUGCUCUCUGCCUGCACGCUUGCUCUCUGCCUGCACGCUUGCUCUCUGCCUGCACGCUUGCUCUCUACCUGCACGCUUGCUCUCUACCUGCAUGCUUGCUCUCUGCCUGCACGCUUGCUCUCUGUCUGCACGCUUGCUCUCUGCCUGCACGCUUGCUCUCUACCUGGACGCUUGCUCUCUACCUGCACGCUUGCCUCUCUACCUGCACGCUUGCCUCUCUACCUGCACGCUUGCCUCUCUACCUGCGCGCUUGCUCUCUACCUGCACGCUUGCUCUCUGCCUGCACGCUUGCUCUCUGCCUGCACGCUUGCUCUCUGCCUGCACGCUUGCUCUCUACCUGCACGCUUGCUCUCUACCUGCACGCUUCCUCUCUGCCUGCACGCUUGCUCUCUGCCUGCACGCUUGCUCUCUACCUGGACGCUUGCUCUCUACCUGCACGCUUGCCUCUCUACCUGCACGCUUGCCUCUCUACCUGCACGCUUGCCUCUCUACCUGCACGCUUGCUCUCUACCUGCACGCUUGCUCUCUGCCUGCACGCUUGCUCUCUGCCUGCACGCUUGCUCUUUGCCUGCACGCUUGCUCUCUACCUGCACGCUUGCUCUCUACCUGCACGCUUGCCUCUCUACCUGCACGCUUCCUCUCUACCUGCACGCUUGCUCUCUACCUGCACGCUUGCUCUCUACCUGCACGCUUGCUCUCUACCUGCACGCUUGCUCUCUGCCUGCACGCUUGCUCUCUGCCUGCACGCUUGCUCUCUGCCCGCACGCUUGCUCUCUGCCUGCACACUUGCUCUCUGCCUGCACGCUUGCUCUCUACCUGCACGCUUGCUCUCUACCUGCACGCUUCCUCUCUGCCUGCACGCUUCCUAUCUACCUGCACGCUUCCUCUCUACCUGCACGCUUCCUCUCUACCUGCACGCUUGCUCUCUACCUGCACGCCUGCCUCUCUACCUGCACGCUUGCUCUCUACCUGCAUGCUUGCUCUCUACGUGCACGCUUGCUCUCUACCUGCACGCUUGCUCUCUACCUGCACGCUUGCUCUCUACCUGCACGCUUGCUCUCUACCUGCACGCUUGCUCUCUACCUGCACGCUUGCUCUUUGCCUGCACGCUUGCUCUCUGCCUGCACGCUUGCUCUCUACCUGCACGCUUGCUCUCUGCCUGCACGCUUGCUCUCUGCCUGCACGCUUGCUCUCUGCCUGCACGCUUGCUCUCUGCCUGCACGCUUGCUCUCUACCUGCACGCUUGCUCUCUACCUGCAUGCUUGCUCUCUGCCUGCACGCUUGCUCUCUGUCUGCACGCUUGCUCUCUGCCUGCACGCUUGCUCUCUACCUGGAUGCUUGCUCUCUACCUGCACGCUUGCCUCUCUACCUGCACGCUUGCCUCUCUACCUGCACGCUUGCCUCUCUACCUGCGCGCUUGCUCUCUACCUGCACGCUUGCUCUCUGCCUGCACGCUUGCUCUCUGCCUGCACGCUUGCUCUCUGCCUGCACGCUUGCUCUCUACCUGCACGCUUGCUCUCUACCUGCACGCUUCCUCUCUGCCUGCACGCUUGCUCUCUGCCUGCACGCUUGCUCUCUACCUGGACGCUUGCUCUCUACCUGCACGCUUGCCUCUCUACCUGCACGCUUGCCUCUCUACCUGCACGCUUGCCUCUCUACCUGCACGCUUGCUCUCUACCUGCACGCUUGCUCUCUGCCUGCACGCUUGCUCUCUGCCUGCACGCUUGCUCUCUGCCUGCACGCUUGCUCUCUACCUGCACGCUUGCUCUCUACCUGCACGCUUGCUCUCUACCUGCACGCUUGCUCUCUACCUGCACGCUUGCUCUCUGCCUGCACGCUUGCUCUCUGCCUGCACGCUUGCUCUCUGCCCGCACGCUUGCUCUCUGCCUGCACACUUGCUCUCUGCCUGCACGCUUGCUCUCUACCUGCACGCUUGCUCUCUACCUGCACGCUUCCUCUCUGCCUGCACGCUUCCUAUCUACCUGCACGCUUCCUCUCUACCUGCACGCUUCCUCUCUACCUGCACGCUUGCUCUCUACCUGCACGCCUGCCUCUCUACCUGCACGCUUGCUCUCUACCUGCAUGCUUGCUCUCUACGUGCACGCUUGCUCUCUACCUGCACGCUUGCUCUCUACCUGCACGCUUGCUCUCUACCUGCACGCUUGCUCUCUACCUGCACGCUUGCUCUCUACCUGCACGCUUGCUCUUUGCCUGCACGCUUGCUCUCUGCCUGCACGCUUGCUCUCUACCUGCACGCUUGCUCUCUGCCUGCACGCUUGCUCUCUGCCUGCACGCUUGCUCUCUGCCUGCACGCUUGCUCUCUGCCUGCACGCUUGCUCUCUACCUGCACGCUUGCUCUCUACCUGCAUGCUUGCUCUCUGCCUGCACGCUUGCUCUCUGUCUGCACGCUUGCUCUCUGCCUGCACGCUUGCUCUCUACCUGGAUGCUUGCUCUCUACCUGCACGCUUGCCUCUCUACCUGCACGCUUGCCUCUCUACCUGCACGCUUGCCUCUCUACCUGCGCGCUUGCUCUCUACCUGCACGCUUGCUCUCUGCCUGCACGCUUGCUCUCUGCCUGCACGCUUGCUCUCUGCCUGCACGCUUGCUCUCUACCUGCACGCUUGCUCUCUACCUGCACGCUUCCUCUCUGCCUGCACGCUUGCUCUCUGCCUGCACGCUUGCUCUCUACCUGGACGCUUGCUCUCUACCUGCACGCUUGCCUCUCUACCUGCACGCUUGCCUCUCUACCUGCACGCUUGCCUCUCUACCUGCACGCUUGCUCUCUACCUGCACGCUUGCUCUCUGCCUGCACGCUUGCUCUCUGCCUGCACGCUUGCUCUCUGCCUGCACGCUUGCUCUCUACCUGCACGCUUGCUCUCUACCUGCACGCUUGCCUCUCUACCUGCACGCUUCCUCUCUACCUGCACGCUUGCUCUCUACCUGCACGCUUGCUCUCUACCUGCACGCUUGCUCUCUACCUGCACGCUUUCUCUCUGCCUGCACGCUUGCUCUCUGCCUGCACGCUUGCUCUCUGCCCGCACGCUUGCUCUCUGCCUGCACACUUGCUCUCUGCCUGCACGCUUGCUCUCUACCUGCACGCUUGCUCUCUACCUGCACGCUUCCUCUCUGCCUGCACGCUUCCUCUCUACCUGCACGCUUCCUCUCUACCUGCACGCUUCCUCUCUACCUGCACGCUUGCUCUCUACCUGCACGCUUGCUCUCUACCUGCACGCUUGCUCUCUACCUGCACGCUUGCCUCUCUACCUGCACGCUCGCCUCUCUACCUGCACGCUUGCUCUCUGCCUGCACGCUUGCUCUCUACCUGCACGCUUCCUCUCUACCUGCACGCUUCCUCUCUACCUGCACGCUUGCCUCUCUACCUGCACGCUUGCCUCUCUACCUGCACGCUUGCCUCUCUACCUGCACGCUUGCUCUCUACCUGCACGCUUCCUCUCUGCCUGCACGCUUGCUCUCUGCCUGCACGCUUGCUCUCUACCUGCACGCUUGCUCUCUACCUGCACGCUUGCUCUCUACCUGCACGGUUCCUCUCUACCUGCACGCUUCCUCUCUACCUGCACGCUUGCCUCUCUACCUGCACGCUUGCCUCUCUACCUGCACGCUUGCCUCUCUACCUGCACGCUUGCUCUCUACCUGCACGCUUGCUCUCUACCUGCACGCUUGCUCUCUACCUGCACGCUUGCUCUCUACCUGCACGCUUGCUCUCUACCUGCACGCUUGCUCUCUACCUGCACGCUUGCCUCUCUACCUGCACGCUUGCUCUCUGCCUGCACGCUGGCUCUCUACCUGCACGCUUGCUCUCUGCCUGCACGCUUGCUCUCUGCCUGCACGCUUGCUCUCUACCUGCACGCUUGCUCUCUACCUGCAUGCCUGCCUCUCUACCUGCACGCCUGCCUCUCUACCUGCAUGCCUGCCUCUCUACCUGCACGCCUGCCUGUCUAG
Messenger RNA from Closterium sp. NIES-65, 6651 nucleotides. NCBI's taxonomy places the organism in Eukaryota, Viridiplantae, Streptophyta, Zygnematophyceae, Desmidiales, Closteriaceae. The record is from the annotation of a GenBank genome assembly.